AUGUACAAAACUUUCUUAUUUUGUCUUGUUGUUAUUGGUGGUGCAUGCGCUUCGGUUCCAUUGCAAAAUCAACCGAAGAAGCUUCAUCGUCUCGAUUCGUAUAAAAGUCCCGCCAAAUUGGGUAUUGAUCUAUGUCCCGAGUGUAUCGAGGAAUCCGUUGAAGUGAUCAAUGUUCUACUCAAUUUGAUUCUUGACGAAGGUAUUAUCGAAUCUUGUAGUGCUCUGUGUGGUGCUCUUGCGAAUCGAACUGGAUCUGUAAUCAUCGGCGAUCUUUGUUCUGUUGUAUGUGAAGCAUUUGGUAUCGAUGAAUUUGUGAAAGUGAUUAUCAAAAUGGAUCUGGAUCCCAUUUGGUACUGUGAAAUUCUCGAGCUUUGUCCAAUUAACGAUCAUGGCGAUGCUAAAUUUAUCAAUUUUCAAGUUACACCGAAGAGUGCGCCGGAAGGUUCAACAUUUAUCUUUGAUUGUUCAUUUAUCAGUGUCAAUGGUACGGGAACAGGAACUAUUAAUAUCGAACUUCACGACCCAAAAAACCGAACAGCAGGUAAUCUCUAUUGGUUUGAAGCGAGAAAGCCUGGUACAUAUCCUGAAAAAAUCGGCUUUCAGACAUUAUUUGAACUUGACUGUGAUCCUACUGAAGAAGUGUGUGAUGGCUGGCCAAUUGGUACUUAUAAUAUAACUGCUCAAGUGUGCAAUGGUGAAUGUGGUUCGCAACAUCCUCAUUCGGCUAUUUAUGACACAGCAAAAGAUCCUAUUUAUGUGCGUGAAAUUUCACCUCCACCCAUUCUUUCGUGUAUUGCAAAACCAAUAUUCAUCAAAGCAAUGUACAAAACAUUGGCUUGCAUUUUCAUCGCCAUCAUUGGCUUCACUAGUGCUUCCAACGUUGCCAAAGGUAACACACACAACGUUGUUCAUGUCAAACCAAAUGUUCGUCUUGACCUCUGUCCAACAUGUAUCAACAUUGCUGAUCAAUCGAUUAAUAUUUUACUUAAUUUAAUUCUUGAUACUGGUAUUAUUGGUACAUGUGGUACAUUAUGUCAAGCUUUAGCUCAAAAAACUGGAUCAGCUAUUAUUGGAACUGUAUGUGAUUUAGUCUGUGAUGUUGUUGGCAUUGAGGAGUUUAUCAAGUUAAUCGAAAAAGCCGAUCUCGAUCCAAUUUGGUACUGUGAAAUCGCUAAAAUGUGUCCAAUCAAUGAUAACGGCGAUGCUAAAAUCACCACAUUUUCCAUUACCCCACCAAGUGGAGUGAAAGGAACCACAUUCAACAUUGAAUUCGCCUAUGUUUCAAAGAACGGAACUGGUACUGGCGAACUUGACAUUGGUAUCCACUGUCCUGAUCGUAUGCCAGUUGGCGCAAGUUUCUUAUUAGAAGCGAAAAAAGCUGGUACAUAUACUGAAAAGAUCAGCGUCAAAGCUGAACCUGAUCCACGAUGCGAUCCAACUCAAGAACCAUGCGAAGAAUGGUUACCAGGAACAUACAAUGUGACUGUUCAAAUUUGUAACGGAGAAUGUGGAUCACAUCAUCCUCAUUCAGCUAUUUAUGAUACCGCUAAAGGAUCAUUUCAACUUACAAAAUAA
Molecule: messenger RNA, 1575 nt
Organism: Adineta ricciae
Lineage: Eukaryota; Metazoa; Rotifera; Eurotatoria; Adinetida; Adinetidae
Source: the annotation of a GenBank genome assembly